Molecule: messenger RNA, 732 nt
Organism: Camellia sinensis
Lineage: Eukaryota; Viridiplantae; Streptophyta; Magnoliopsida; Ericales; Theaceae
Source: RefSeq, a predicted model, not a curated record
AUGAAAAAACUAGAAGACCAAGCCAAGGCUGCAAUCAAAGCUCAGACCAAUGCCGAAGAGAAGGCUAAGGCUGCUGAGGCCAUCAGGAAAGUGGCUGAGUCUCAGAAGAGAGAAGCUGAGGAAAAAAUGGUCCAAGCCGAAAAGGAGCUUCAGGAGGCACUGGCCACCAAAGAAACUGAAAUAAAAGACGUUGACGAUAAGGCGUAUGCCCAAGGCAUGGCCGACGUCACAGAUGCCUACGAACAACAGGAUGAGGCUUUGGUAAGAAAAUCUAAAGAUGCGGAUGGGGCCAAGUCCCUUCUUCAGAAUGAGCAAGCCCUAGACUUGACUCAGGAUGAAGAAGGCGAUGAGGUUAACAAAGACGCUGCUUAUGUGAAGGAAUCAACCGAUGUCACCCUUGCUGAUAAGAACCUUGAUGACACUCUUGCAGAAAUUGACGCCGAGGUCGCGGCGAAUAAGGCUACUAAGAUGCACACCACAAAGAUGGCUCAAGAAGAAGCUGGAGCCGCCAGGGUUGAUCCGUUUGGGGAUGACGACGCAGUGGAGCUGGUGGAGCAGUACCAGACGGAGAGACAAGUUGAGAGGGUAGAGGAACCAGUGAGGGCCAAGGAGAUGGGCAGUGUGGGGAAGAAGAAAAGAAAGGUGAGGAGGAGUGAGGAGAAGCCUGCCUUGAAGAGGAGGAAGGAGAUGACGGUAGAGGAGACCCCCAUGGCCCAGGAGGCAGAGGAGUAG